UUCAAGUUUCCUUAAACGGCAACCCAUAGUUGACAGACAUGAGCUAACCGGCUAACAACAGCUGGUAUUUUGUAAGAGGAAGUCGCAGAUAUUGCGAAUAGUAAUUGUUUUAUUUAAGUAUUUUGAAACUUAAUUGUAUUGUUUAACGUAAAAUUACUCCAGGGAAAAAUCUGAACUCUAUGAAUCUCGUGUUCUUCAGCUAGCGUAAAAAUGAUCGCGUUAACGGGAGAAAGUUUACCCAAACGACAACAGGAGCUGAACGCAAAGGUGAAGGAAGCCAUUCGAAAUGCAAUAAGUUUCAACGAUAUAAAAGAUUUAGAAGAGAAAUCUGACAUCGACAAGUUGUAUAAGAUUGAUGUAGCAUUGCGCAAUAAAAAUAUUGAUUAUAUUGUAGAGGUAUUGAAAUGCGGAGACAGCUUGUACGUGUCCAGAGCUCUGAAGUGUGAUUGGCUGUAUAAUUAUGAAUAUGCAUAUAUUAUCAACCCUGAUUGCUUACAAAAGGAAAUAUUCCCCCACAUGUCUCCAAAAAUCAAAACGAAAAUGAUUAAAACUAUAGCUGUUCAUAUUAAAAAUGAAACUAGGGCAGCUGCCUUCUACGAAUAUUUAAGAAGCCUUAAGAUUAAUAAAUUGGCAUUCAAAUUUCUUUUAUCUACAUCGGAGGCGUUUAAAUUGAAUGCUCUUAGAAAUAAUUUGAAUUACAUAGGAGAUUUCCUUGAACAUUUACCACAUUUAAUUGGUAAUUCAUUGACUCUUGCUAAGGCUUAUAUUUCGGAAUUAAAUUCAAGUUACAAAAAGGAAUUUGCAUUAAUACGACUUUCAUAUUUGUUUAAUAUUGAUAAUAACCAAUAUUUGGAUUUAUUUGAGAAUAAUUCGGAAACUAAAAUAUCCGAAAAAUUUGGAGGUAAAAUAUCUAAAAGUAUAAUGACUAAGCAUAAAGAACGAGUACUCAGGUCACCGCUGCUAUACGUUCCAAAAAUUAAAAAAUAUAUGUUACUUCGACACAGUACAACUGAGGAUGCAAAAAUAUAUAUUACUGCCUUCUUUCCAAAAACGCUCCAUGAGUUUUGGCAAUAUAAUUUUUAUAAUGAAUUCAAGUACAUUUUUGACUUAAUCCCAAAAACAGAAGUAUUUAUCUUUUUCAAAAGCACUUUUGUAUCUAAUUUUGGUAAUCAACCAUUUGAAAUGGAUGUUCGCUUCUAUCGGCAUAAGUAUUAUAAUAUAUUGUCUGUAGAAGAAAGAGAAAAAUGGGCUCGGCAACACAUAGAGAGAGGUGAAGAGUUAUUAGGGAGCAAUAACGAUUACAUCUGGUAUAUCGUAAACUUUGACGAAGCUUUAAAAGGAAUAAAGCAGUAUGUUCUCGUAGCUACAAAUCACAAAGAUCGGGACAAUAUGGUUAGUAUAUUAAUAGAAUCAUCUAGAAAUCAGAGAGAUUUAGAAAAUCUAUUCGAUUAUUAUUACAAGAGAUUUGUAAAUGAAAGUGAUAAUUCAAAAGAUGAAUUCUUAUCCAAAAUUGUAGAAAAAAAAAAUGUAUUAGAAUUUGAUGAUGCCUGUUGGAAAGCAUUCAACAAAAUAUUGCAUAGUGUGGGAGUGUAUAUUCACGGGUCCUUUUGUAAUCGUACAUUUAAAUUAGUAAGUUUAAUAUACAAUAUAAUACACGGUAAAGAAAUUCAUAGUGCCAUACUACAUUAUAUAGAUUCUUAUAAUGUAAUGUAUUGGGAUUUAGAACCUAUGUGUAAACGUUUAAAUAAAGAAGAAAGUUACAGAGUAUAUAAAUUCCUUCUUGACUAUUUUUGUAUGAAAUUUGAAGCGGUUAAUAACGAUAACAUAGAUUUCAUCAAACAGGAAAAAGUUAAAUUUGCUACUAAAUUGAUUGAUCUUUUACCUUUUUUCAAUAGAACAAACGUCGAUUUGCCUUUGAAUGUGCUAUCAUUUAUAGAAGCGAACAUCCAGGAAUUUCCCUCUUUUAGGCCAUUACAUUCACAUGCAGAAAGAAAAGAAAAAUUAACAGAAGUAAUUCUUUUGCGGAUGUUGAAGAAAGAUAAAAAUUUGGUCAGUAAUAAAGUGUCUGAAAUAAAAGAGAGCAUGAAUGAUAAUGUGUUAAGACUUAAACGAUUGAUGAGCAAAAUACGAAUAUACUUUUCCGAUGACCUUGCAAAUGACUUUGUUAAUUUGUUCACUGAUUGCAUAGAAAAUAACAUGUGCCAUAACAACUAUUCAAAAUCAAUGUUUAUUUCAAGUACUGCUGUGUUUGGUAUGUUCCAAUUAGCGAUUGAAGCUACAAAGUUAAAUUUUUUGAAUAAAUAUGCACCAAAAGAAGGAAAAAUUGCUCACGACGAGAUUGAUAGUAAUGUUUUAUUAAUUCAAGAACAAAUAUGCCGCUUUGCAUGUUACUCCCGUCCUCCAGUUCCGUUGGAAAGUAUCACACAGUACAUUAAAGGGGAUUAUAUUCAUUUUUGUUUGCCUAUGUUGAAUAUGUAUCUGGUAGGUUUACCAUCCUCAACGUCGAUUAAGUUAACAGAGUUUCUGUUAAAUAACCCCGUAUCAAUACAAAAGCAUGGAAUUCGUUUAGCAUUCCAUGUAUACAGCACUGAUCAUUUAAAAACAUUAAUACCCCAAAUUUGGCAAAGGACUAAGAAUGUAUCAUUAAGAGUAGUGAUUUAUAAAGGUCUUGUAAAGAAAAUUGCAAAUUCCUUGGAAACCAGUCAAGAUGAGUUGAUAGAUAUUUUGAUAUUAAUCACAUCGCGUUUAAUUGAGGACGAUCAAAAUGAAUUAUACGACACAAUGUUCACCAACGACAUACCUUCUAGAUUUAAAAAAUCUCUAUUAAGAACAGCUUGGAAUUCUGUACAAAAUUUUUCUAGUAACAAAACAAGAACCUUAACAAUCAAAGAAAGGAUACUGAGUAGAAUAAUAGAUUACUCACCGGACAGAGACUUUUUGAGAACCCAAUUGAUUGAUCAGCAUGUUAAUUAUAUGUUACAUGAGAAUGGUAUUAUACAGAAUCAUAAAAGCGAAAUGACACAAAUACAUGAUCAGCUGUGGCGUAUAACGUUUAAGUAUAUAGUAACUUGUAGCAACCAAAGUGAACUGGAGGAAUCGCUUACACUAUUACAAAUAAUUUUAGAGCUGCUGUUCAAACGUUGGAAUGUAGUUGUUGGUGAUAAAUUCGUCAUAAUUGAAUUCUUUGUUUAUUUCAUAAAACAACUAAAAGUAUCCACAUAUUAUUUGGAUAGUAAUAAUGAAUAUGUUAUCGCCAUAUUUGAACAGAUUCUCAAAAGAGUUCAAGAUUUUUUUCCAGCACAUGCAAUGUUUCGGACAAUAUUGGAUGUUAAACUUUACAUUAUGAUGAGGAAAAUAAAGGCUGAGAAUCCUACAGGGAUAGAACAAGUAGCUAAAAUCGCACAUAAGUCAUUGUUAUUGUUUAUACAAGAUUUAAGGGAAAAUAAUAAACUCUAUCCUAACUUACGGGGCGAGAUAUGCAGUGUUAUAACAGCUAGUUUGAGAACAUUGGCAACAAUGAUGAGUAUAAAACAUGAUGACAUUCUAAUAGCGUAUGUUUGUAACGAAAUUAUAUUAGGCGCAGAUAUGCUUAUAUAUAAGCAUACCUUAUAA
Molecule: messenger RNA, 3612 nt
Organism: Zerene cesonia (dogface butterfly)
Lineage: Eukaryota; Metazoa; Arthropoda; Insecta; Lepidoptera; Pieridae
Exons: 2
Coding region: 211-3612 (1133 amino acids)
Source: RefSeq, a predicted model, not a curated record